UGAUAGUAACAGCAUGUGGGUAUGGAGUAUUUUAUUAAACAUCAUUCACCAUCUAGGCCCUUCUUGUGUCAGUGAAUGGACUAAAUAUCUUCUGGCAGUGCAAAAUAAAACAUACGCACCUCAGCACUGCUGCUGGUAAAAAUCCUAGGGCAAACACUGUAAUGCCAUGAAAGGGAUACUUUUUUUUCCUGCAGCUCCUGUCCGAAAGGUCAACAUUCAGCAGGUAGAAAACAGGAUCACCUGCAGCUCAGAGGGGAUCUACCCUGAGCCUCAGCUCACCUGGUCCACCAACCCUCCAUCCAACAUGACCCUCCAGAACAAAACCACAGUCCAUCAGACUGAACAUCAGCUCUACAACAUCAACAGUUAUCUGAUAGUUUCAGUUACUGAUCUGGUCUACAGCUGCACCGUCAGCACUCGCAGAAACAGGAGGAGAGCCACUUUGUUUAACUCAACUUCAAUCAGUGGUUUGGGCACUGAAACAACAAUACUCUGCACUUCUUCAAAUACUUCCCGAACAGGCCUCAUCUGGAGGUUCAACUACAGUCAGAUCAUCCUGAACCAGACCAGGGCCAAUGUCCCCUACACAGUGUCAGAGGAGUGGAGGCAGCAGGUGAAGAGUGUGUCUGAAUCAGGAAGUCUCACACUACAGCACUUAUCUUCAAAUCAGGAGGGGAUAUACACCUGUGAGCUCAGUGAUGAUGAGGAGACAUAUGUGACAAACACUCUAUUGAAAAUUGGAGAAGAUAAGCAGACACAUAUAGGAAUUGCAGUUGGAGUGAUUGGAGCCAUUUUGGUAGUAGUUAUAGGCCUGGCAGUACUCCUGUAUCGACAGAAAAAAUGCAACUAAUUCAACAGUGAAACAGCCAAAACUGAGAGACAAAAAGCACUGAAAACACUGACAGGAGAGGUACAACAGGAGAUGCAGGGUGAUUAUAUGGAUGGAGCCACAUCUUGUCUGAAGGAUGGACCACAAACACAUCUCACUGCAUGGAAAAAGACUUAAGUUAAGUUGAAGUGUGACUGUAUUA
This is a messenger RNA of Epinephelus fuscoguttatus (brown-marbled grouper), 1031 nucleotides long. RefSeq lists its product as uncharacterized. Gene Ontology annotation, biological process: negative regulation of T cell proliferation; cell surface receptor signaling pathway; cellular response to lipopolysaccharide. Gene Ontology annotation, cellular component: external side of plasma membrane. Lineage: Eukaryota; Metazoa; Chordata; Actinopteri; Perciformes; Serranidae. The transcript is spliced from 4 exons. The record is from RefSeq and is a predicted model, not a curated record. Bases 167 to 850 code for a protein of 227 amino acids.